Nematolebias whitei (Rio pearlfish) is the source of this 1090-nucleotide messenger RNA. RefSeq names its product interleukin-1 family member A (gene il1fma). The transcript has 7 exons. The record is from RefSeq and is a predicted model, not a curated record. Gene Ontology annotation, molecular function: cytokine activity. NCBI's taxonomy places the organism in Eukaryota, Metazoa, Chordata, Actinopteri, Cyprinodontiformes, Rivulidae. Gene Ontology annotation, biological process: inflammatory response; immune response. The coding region runs from base 1 to 1056 and encodes 351 amino acids.
AUGGACGUGAAGGAUUCUCCGUUACACGGAGGCGUGAUCAUUUCACACCAGAUCCACGAAGGGAGGCACCACUACGAGGUCAAGAAGGUGAUGAAGUACAAGAAGGAGAGCGGGAAGAAAAUGUUUGUCAGGAGAGGCGACAAACUGAUGGAGAUCAACGGUCUGGACCUGCAGAAUCUCACACCUGAAGAGUUGGCCCAACAGAUUUCUGCAGGAAGACCCAUGCUGACGGUGCACAAGUCGGCAAAGGAGAAGCUGCAGUUUGUUCCUGAAGACGACGUUUUACAGCCUUUCUCCAAGGAGACCACGGUGCUGAGCUUCUCCUGGGAGAUGAUAAGAGAGGAGGAGGAGGAGGAGGGACAGGAGAAGGAGACGAAUACAGACAAGGACGUUUGUCCAAUCGAAGACAACGGUGAGGACUCGGACCUGCUGGUCAUCACUUUGACCCAGACCAGCAUCUCUGUGGUGAGUGGGCGGGGCUGCAACAGCGAGGGUCCAUGUCAGGGCUGUCACGAGAAGGGAUGCACCUUCAAAGACGUCAUCAUGGUGUCUGAGUCCAGCUCCGUGACCCUCGUUCCCAGAGGAGAUGUCAGUUUGAAACAGACAAAACUGGCAGAAGUUUUUAUUAAGCACGUACCGACUCAUCGUUUCCUCCGAGGUAUCUGCUCGGACCGGACUUUGUAUUCGUCGCCAAACCCAGAGAAGAUCAGCAUUUACUACUACAAGUCAAAUGACAUGUCUCCGACGUUCAGAGGAAUGCCGGUGGUCCUGAACCUGACGGGCUCCAACUGCUUUGUUAGAUGCUGCAAGGAGGGGAAUAAGUUGUUCCUACAAACUGAGAUGUGUGAAAAGCAGAGGCUGAGGCAGAUCUCCAAGAGCGACCAGUGCGCCUUCUCCUUCGUCUUCUACAUGAAGGGCGACCGCACGAGUCGGCGACAGUUUGAGUCGGCGCUCUACAAAGGCUGGUUCAUCCAAAUCGCCAACAACAAUCUGGUGGACGUGGCCGAGCCGAAGGAAGAGUGGGAUUCAUCCUUCCUCUUCAUCAUCCAGAUGUGACGCAGUCGGUUUCUGCAGAGCGACACUCACCUCA